Messenger RNA from Paramuricea clavata, 807 nucleotides. NCBI's taxonomy places the organism in Eukaryota, Metazoa, Cnidaria, Anthozoa, Malacalcyonacea, Plexauridae. The record is from the annotation of a GenBank genome assembly.
AUGGCUGACUCAGAGGUUGAAGAAAUGUUAUUGGAAUCGGAAAUACUUGCAUUAAAGUUGGAUGACAUUUUGAAGGUAGCACAAAAUAUAAAGCUAGAUGAAUCUAGUGUUCAAGGUAAGAGUAGAUUUAUGAUUCUAAAGGCUAUACGGGAAGCUAUAGAAGAGACAGUGGGAAAGCUAACUGAGAAAACAGAAUGUGUGAAAUAUAUAGAAAGUAUUAAAGUAUUUCUUGGUCCACCCUCGCUCGAAGAGCCGGACGAUCAAGGGGAGGGACCCCAGAAAGAAGCGGAAGUUUCAGAAGUGGUACCCCAGGAAAAAUCAGAAGUUGUAGAAUUGGAAGAGAAGAUACAAGAGUUGUUGAGUAAACAAAAAGAAAUCAAACUAAAGGCUCAAGAGAAAAAGGGAACAGGUGUUAGUAAGGAAGGUUCUGUUCAACCAGAAAUUGUUAUAAAAGUACCAUUGGCAAAUCUUGAAAAGAGUCUGCUACACCGAGAUUUUAAGAUACAAGGUGUAGUUGGGGAACCCAGGCAUAAAGAUAAGUUGGGGUAUCAAUCAUUACUUUCCCAAAUUGAAGCCGGUGUUAGAAAACAAUACUCUGAACUAGAAAUUGUUAAUGCGGUAGUUCGAGCAGUGCAACCAGGACUUCAGUUAAGAAGUUAUUUGGAAAGCGUUACGGACCUAACCUUGCCCAGCCUAAGAAAAAUUAUUCGGUUCCAUUAUCACGAGAAGAGUGCAACUGAACUCUAUCAAAUGUUAGCUAACAACAACCAAAAGAGGAUCCACAAUCUUUCCUCAUUCGAACUCUGA